CUUACACAAUACAACGUCCGGACCCUUCUCUGAUACAACACUCAAGAGCGGUAGAAUAUAGAUUUACUUCAUCAAACCUGGAAUACUUUGUCAAUGUCAAACAGGAUCACAGAAAAACACAAUGAUGACGUCUACGACUGCCCCAACAAUGAACAAUAAUUUUGUCAAAGAACAUGAUCUCGAUACUACCCAAGAUGGGACUAUUGGGAAACUAUUUUCGUCAGCCAAUGAACAUCCAGAACCAAUAGAGGCUAUUAUAACAGGGACUAUUCCCAAGUGGAUAAAGGGAGGAUUACUUAGGAAUGGACCAGGGAAAUUUGAAGUUGGCGAGGACAAAUACAACCAUUGGUUUGAUGGCCUUGCCCUAUUGCAUCGAUUUGACUUUGAAGACGGUGUCGUCAAAUAUCAUAGUAAAUUCUUAAAAAGUGAUUCCUAUGUCAAGGCCAUGGAGCAGAAUCGAAUUGUAAUAUCAGAAUUUGGUACAUUUGCCACCCCAGAUCCAUGCAAAGGAUUUUUGGAUAGAUUCCUAUCCAAAUUCAAGCCAUCUGUAUCAGACAACAAUAAUGUGAAUAUAUUUCCCAUCGGUGACGGGGUUUAUACAGCAACUGAGACGAGCCUUCUGCGGAGGAUAGACCACGAAACACUUGAUACGGAAGACAAGGUGGAUUUGGUGAAUCUGGUUUCUGUAAACCUCUCGACAGCCCAUCCUCACUACGACCAAGACGGGACGUACUAUAACAUUGGAAGCAAUUUCAAGGCUGGUUUAUAUCAUGUUAUCAAAGUUAAACCUAACGUAAACGUGUCAGAUCCAGUUGAAGGUGCAAAAAUACUGAAUACAAUUAAAAUGGAGAGCAGAGCUAAACCAGGCUAUUACCAUAGUUUCUCUAUGUCUGCCAACUACAUUAUCUUCCACGAACAGCCAUUGCGGAUGAAUCUGUUGGGUAUUAUGACGAGGCCGCUGUUUAAAACAGACAUAGCCAAAUUGAUGAUCUUUGACAGGAAGUUGAAAUCAAAGUUCCAUAUCUGCGAUAAAAAUACAGGAGAAACAUGGCCGCUUAAAUUUGUAAUGGAACCAUUUUUACACAUCCACACGAUGAACUCAUUUGAAGAAGACGGCCAUCUCGUCAUAGACAUGGCCUGUACUGACGAAGCCUCCCCAUACGAUGACUUCUACCUAAGUAGCUUCAAGAAGAUGACUGCGGAUGAUGCUGCACCAAAAAUGAAGGAUGUUAAGUUAACGCAACUCCCACGGAGAUUCGUGAUCCCAUUAGAUGUAACACCCGAAAGCUCUAAAGAUGUCAAUCUUGUCACACUAUCUGGAACAACUGCUACUGCGAUCCUAAAAGAGGAUGGCUUCGUCCACUUGACUUACGAGCCUUUAUACACUGAUGAAUUUGUGAAGAUGAGUAGUGGUUUCGACUUUCCAAGAAUAAAUUACGACUUUUACAACACAAAGCCGUACAGGUAUUGCUACGGGGCUGGCUUUGAUAGGAUUCUGGUGGACAAGUUGAUCAAACUUGAUAUUUCUACAAAGAGUGGCAAGGUGUGGAAAGAGGACGAGUGUUACCCAUCAGAACCAGUGUUUGUUCCAUCGCCCAAUGCUACUGAAGAGGAUGAAGGUGUGGUAUUAUCAGUGGUUAUAAGCCCAAACAAUGCCAAACCUACUUUCCUGUUGGUUCUUGAUGGCCAGAGCUUUACCGAGUUGGGCCGAGCGACUAUUCCCUACGACAUCCCGUAUGGUAUGCACGGGAUGUUCAUGUAAGGACCUUCUUCUAUGGUCUUCUCUACGUUUUCGGCUAGAGACUCUACUAGAUGUAGGGCACCUGGUAUCUGAUAAUAUGGGCAAACAAUGUCAAUUGCCAGAAGGAACGAUAUCGUUUAAAUGUUUGCAUAUGUGAUCAGGUUAUGUUCAUAUUUACUUGUACACAUAGACGAUCGAUGUAAGUUGAGACAAAUGUAUCACUAUUCAAUACAAAUACACAUGACAAUUGACAUUAGUGGAUGCGGAAUAUUUGCAUAAUGAUGCAAAAGAAUAAAUGAUAACGUGUAACAGAUAUACAGAAAUAGAUAAUACGCAAGAUGAGUAUUUUUAUGACUUAACUUUCUCAUAAUUUGUUUUCUCCCUUUCCUGUUGUCAAGUUAAAGAGAGAAUCAGAUCUAGCGAGCAUCCUAACAAAAAAUUGUUUCAAUUUU
This is a messenger RNA of Owenia fusiformis, 2193 nucleotides long. Lineage: Eukaryota; Metazoa; Annelida; Polychaeta; Sabellida; Oweniidae. The record is from the annotation of a GenBank genome assembly.